Molecule: messenger RNA, 207 nt
Organism: Dovyalis caffra
Lineage: Eukaryota; Viridiplantae; Streptophyta; Magnoliopsida; Malpighiales; Salicaceae
Source: the annotation of a GenBank genome assembly
AUGAAUGGCAAUCUAAAACGGCCAAAAGAGGCCACGGAAGGACUAACCACUGCCCCCUCCACGUUCUUCACAGUUAAAAAAUGCUCUGCUGAUAAUUCUAAAUCUUCCAGCAGAAAUCCUUUUCUUUUCGAGCGCUGCUAUACCAUGCCGGUAAAAUCAGUUGAAGUAUCCAAUCACGGUUCUAUACCAUCAGCUGAUCGUGCUUAA